AUGGUUCGUGUUUCCGUUCUUGCCGAUUGUCUCAAGUCCAUUGUCAAUGCCGAAAAGGCCGGCAAGCGCCAGGUUCUUAUCCGUCCUUCUUCAAAGGUUAUUGUCAAGUUCCUUUGUGUGAUGCAGAAGCACGGUUACAUUGGCGAGUUUGAAAUUGUUGACGAUCAUCGUUCCAACAAGAUCGUUGUCCAGCUUCUUGGCCGUAUUAACAAGUGCGGUGUUAUUUCUCCUCGCUUCAAUGUCAAGCAAAAGGAUAUUGAGACCUGGAUCAACAACCUUCUUCCAUCCCGUCAGUUUGGUUUCAUUGUUUUGACUACAUCUGUUGGUAUCAUGGACCAUGAGGAGGCUCGUCGCAAGAAGACUGGUGGCAAGAUUCUAGGUUUCUUUUACUGA
Messenger RNA from Batrachochytrium dendrobatidis JAM81, 393 nucleotides. RefSeq lists its product as uncharacterized. Gene Ontology annotation, molecular function: structural constituent of ribosome. The transcript has 2 exons. Gene Ontology annotation, cellular component: cytosolic small ribosomal subunit; ribosome. Lineage: Eukaryota; Fungi; Chytridiomycota; Chytridiomycetes; Rhizophydiales. Gene Ontology annotation, biological process: translation. The record is from RefSeq and is a predicted model, not a curated record. The coding region runs from base 1 to 393 and encodes 130 amino acids.